Messenger RNA from Impatiens glandulifera, 542 nucleotides. RefSeq lists its product as uncharacterized. The record is from RefSeq and is a predicted model, not a curated record. The transcript is spliced from 4 exons. NCBI's taxonomy places the organism in Eukaryota, Viridiplantae, Streptophyta, Magnoliopsida, Ericales, Balsaminaceae. Bases 12 to 542 code for a protein of 176 amino acids.
AGGUAUGGGAUAUGUGGAGAUAUGCAAACAAGAAGACUUACAUUGAACCGUAUAUUGAUGACGAGGACAAAAUCAGAACAAACCCUCCUCCAGAAUUUUAUGGCGAAGAUUGGAAUUAUUUGCUUGACAAUCACUACUUCACGUCUGAAUUUAAGAAAAGAAGUAAGACCAACGCUGACAACAGAAAGAAAUUGAUGUACCCCCACCAUACCGGCAGCAAACCAUUUUCGCAGAAAGAACGAGAUAUGGAGAGGGAGAUGGGACACCCCCCUAGUCAAGUAGAGUUCUUUCUACAAACACACACUAGGAGAGCGACUGCCGAUGAUCCGACUCCCACGCCUUCUCUGCUCUCUGUGAUGCGUGAACGGCUAGACACGAAUCCUAAUUUGUCGUCGCUCGAGGUGUUUGAGUCUGCUUUAGGACGACAGGGACACGGGAGGGUGACAGGGAUGGGAUCGGGUAUACGUCCCACUCACUUCAGCCCGAUCAAAGGGGAAGUUCUUCUUCAAGCGUCAACGCGCGUGUGUCACAACAAACGCUGA